AUGUCGGGCCUGUGGAGGCUCCCCUACAUGGAUGAUCUUCUUCUUCCUCAUAACAUUGAUAUGAUGCACUCGGAAAAGAAUAUCGCUGAGGCACUAUGGGGUACAAUUGUGGACAUUCUUGAUAAAACAAAGGACAAUGUUAAGGCCCGAGUGGAUCAAGCUAGUUUAUGCGAUAGACCAAAACUGAAUAUUCCGCCACCCAAAGAUGGUAAGAAAUGGAAAAAGCCUCCAGCUGAAUUCGUCCUGAAGAAGCACCAAAGGAAAGAAGUACUAGAAUGGUUCCAAACUUUAAUGUUUCCCGAUGGGAGUUGGACUGUCCUCAGUGACGGUGCUCACAAACGCAAGGUCAACGGCAUCCUGGGUCUUUUGUGCAGGGAGCACUUCCAAGGCCUGGUCCACUAUCAAGGACGGUACGAGCCGGCGUGGACGUGGGACCACUACAUCACCGCCAACAACGAUCAGUUGGAUUGGAGCGGCAGAGCCUUUGAGAACAAGGUGGAGCGGGUAAAGGGCGAGCUCUGGGAUUUUUACAGGUGUGAUGAGGGAUACGAGGAGCGGGCGGCGAUUGUGGCUCACAAUCGAUGCGUUAAACUCGUGAAGGACAUGCAUUAUGAGGCGCAAGUCCAGUGCGUCAUCAACUAUUGUGCACAUUUCCUAAAGCAGAAGAUCGGGAAGUCUGAGGCGAGGGAUUUGAAGCUGACUCGAGAGCAAUAUUUACAGGUUCCUGCGUGGUGGUGUCGUAAUGACACCGUGUGCUGGGAGCGCAUAGUGGACAAGUGGUUCGACCCCGAGUGGCAGGUUUUGCACGACGCUGGCCGGCAGCGGCGAUUGCUGAUGCCAGGUCCAGCGCACCAUCAAGGCAGCCUCAACAACGACGAGUACAGGGCUAGAUGGUCAUCCUCACAUGAAGGCCAGGAGUGCCCCCGUUCCUGGGAUGGGCUCUGGCCCGCAAGGGCAAGGCGACAUCCAACAUCACCUACAACCCUGACGACCCGCCCUCGGCGUACAGCAACCCGUCCGUCCACAGUCGUAUCCAGGCGUACACAGAGAUGGGAAGACAGGUCCAUGGGGCAGACUGGGAUCCGAGGACCCAGCCCCUUGAUGGAGAAGUCAUUAUGAGGGUGGGAGGAGGCAAAAAACAUGGGCGCUACUACAUUGGCGACGGCCUUUUAGACACGGCCAGCACUCCCACCCUCUCCCAGAUUCGAGCGAGGAGCACGGCCAAUAGCCCGGCCAUACGGCCACGGCUGUCCGCGUCGCAGCUCCAAGUGCAGAAACUUUAGGUUAUUUCUUAUUUAUUCAUAGUUCAUUCAUUUUGUACGUAUAUUUGCUUUGCAUUGUAACAUUAUCAUGAACUAUUGUAGCACCAAAUGCAAGCGCA
Messenger RNA from Panicum virgatum (switchgrass), 1381 nucleotides. RefSeq lists its product as uncharacterized. Gene Ontology annotation, biological process: transposition. Bases 1 to 1119 code for a protein of 372 amino acids. The transcript is spliced from 5 exons. Lineage: Eukaryota; Viridiplantae; Streptophyta; Magnoliopsida; Poales; Poaceae. The record is from RefSeq and is a predicted model, not a curated record.